ACAGAAACAGAGAAGAGCACUUCCUGUACUUUCUCUUUCCCCUUUUCUUCUGGCUGGGAAAUAACAAUGUCUGUCAAAACUUUGGCAGUCACAUGUUUUGAAUAGCAGAGCUACCAUGCUGACUCUGGACUACUGGACUGUGGAUGGCGUAGGUGUAGAUGAGAAGCUGUCUUUAAGGAGAGUAGCUGUGGUUGAAGAUUUCUUUGACAUUAUCUAUUCCAUGCACGUGGAAACAGGGCCAAAUGGAGAACAAAUUAGAAAACAUGCUGGACAAAAGAGAACUUACAAAGCAAUUUCAGAGAGCUAUGCCUUCCUACCAAGAGAAGCGGUGACAAGAUUUCUAAUGAGCUGCUCAGAAUGCCAGAAAAGAAUGCAUUUAAACCCGGAUGGAACAGAUCAUAAAGAUAACGGGAAGCCUCCCACUUUGGUAACCAGCGUGAUUGACUACAACAUGCCAAUUACCAUGGCCUAUAUGAAGCACAUGAAACUGCAGCUGCUGAACUCACAGCAAGAUGAGGAUGAAAGUUCAAUAGAAAGUGAUGAAUUUGAUAUGAGUGAUUCAACACGGAUGUCAGCUGUGAAUUCCGAUCUUAGCUCCAAUCUUGAGGAAAGAAUGCAAAGUCCCCAGACUCUUCACGGCCAGCAAGAUGAUGAUUCUGCUGCAGAAAGCUUUAACGGCAAUGAGACUCUGGGGCACGGUUCUGUUGCUUCAGGGGGAGCACACGGCAGGGAGAUGGGAGACUCCAACAGCGAAGGUAAAACUGGGCUGGAGCAGGAAGAGCAGCCACUGAACCUGAGUGACAGUCCCCUCUCAGCGCAGCUGACUUCGGAAUACAGAAUAGAGGAUCACAGCAGUAAUGGAAAAAACAAAUAUAAGAACCUUCUAGUUUCUGACGUCAAGAUGGAACGAGAGGCCAGAGAAAAUGGAAGCAAGGUGAGGGCCUAUCACAAUUUCCAGAGAUUUUGAGUUGGACCUGAAGGUCACAAAGAAAUACAUAUUUAUAUAUGAGAUGAAGAUUAUUAUUAAUAAAAAUAUUUUAAACAAUUCCCAAUAAUACAUUACCAAGAGACUUAUAACCAUGGCUACUGUGUUUCUAUACAGCAGAAUAAAUUCUGGGUUAAUAGUGAGCUAAUUAGGCCAUCCCUCAGACAAACCCAUCAGUGUGUUUUUGUACACAGAAUUACUGGAAUUGAGUUUCUCAUUAAUAUAAUCUUCCCUGGAUCUCUCUCUGGGAAUUUGUUGAACUCAGAUAUGAACGUUUAGGUCUCAGCACGCAAAUUUUGAACUAUAAAAAGAUCACUAUCUAGUUUCUCCUAGAUUGGGUAGGUGUAUGUAGCAAUAAAGUUUCAAUUAAGUUCUUGAGUGUGCUUUAGAGAUCUGGGGACAUCAGUCAGUAAUUGACUCCGUGUACAUUGGAGAGUUGUGUCAAUGUUCUUGAUGAAACUGGUGGAUUAAAUAACUACUUGAAGGAGUAAUUUAUCAUUAACUGUAUUAUACAACAGAAACAUGUUUCAGACAUAAUGCUCUAAAUUUCUAGAUUAUUUAUAUUAGAAUGAGUACAGUACCCUCACUCCAAUUAAUUUAUUUAAAAAAAAAAAAGCUUACAUUUCUACUUGUUUUGAAAAUACAUGCUGGUAACUUUGCUCUGUAAUUUUUGAGCACAUGAAGUUUAUGGAAUAUACAUUUUUACUCCCUUCCCCCACCCCCACCUCUAAAUUACAUGGGAGGAGGGAGUAG
Molecule: messenger RNA, 1738 nt
Organism: Loxodonta africana (African savanna elephant)
Lineage: Eukaryota; Metazoa; Chordata; Mammalia; Proboscidea; Elephantidae
Product: nucleolar protein 4
Exons: 6
Coding region: 116-967 (283 amino acids)
Source: RefSeq, a predicted model, not a curated record